Molecule: messenger RNA, 903 nt
Organism: Cucumis sativus (cucumber)
Lineage: Eukaryota; Viridiplantae; Streptophyta; Magnoliopsida; Cucurbitales; Cucurbitaceae
Product: N-alpha-acetyltransferase 50
Exons: 3
Coding region: 132-626 (164 amino acids)
Biological process (GO): mitotic sister chromatid cohesion
Cellular component (GO): cytoplasm; NatA complex
Molecular function (GO): N-acetyltransferase activity
Source: RefSeq, a predicted model, not a curated record
CAAGUUUUCUACUCAUCAUUUGCAAUUGAUACGAUCCAGCGCCUUUCAUUCUUCUUCCUCUCUUCCUCCUGAACCUCUGAAACUUCUUCUUCUUCUUCUUCUUCUUCUUUGUAUUUCUUCGUUUAACGGCAAUGGGGGUGGGGCGCCAAGUCCCAAUUUCGCUCGACGGAGUGAGGGAUAAGAACUUGAUGCAGCUCAAGAAGCUCAAUACAGCCCUUUUCCCUGUUCGCUAUAACGAAAAGUACUACGCCGACGUCCUUGCUUCUGGCGAGUUCACUAAGCUAGCAUACUACAGUGAUAUAUGUGUUGGCUCCAUUGCAUGUCGCCUUGAGAAGAAAGAACAUGGAUCUGUACGUGUCUACAUCAUGACCCUGGGUGUUCUAGCACCCUACCGUGGUCUAGGCAUCGGCAGUAGACUGUUAAAUCAUGUUCUUGAUCUCUGCUCAAAGCAAAACAUUGCUGAAAUCUAUUUGCAUGUCCAGACGAAUAACGAUGACGCUAUCAAUUUCUAUAAGAAAUUUGGGUUUGAGAUUACAGAAACCAUUCAGAACUAUUACGCAAACAUUACCCCGCCAGAUUGCUAUGUUCUUACCAAGUUAAUCACUCAAACUCAGACCAAGAAGUAACCUUUCAACUUCGAGUUCAUUCCUGAGUUGUCUCCUUCAAAAUUGUUUUGAACAAGCUAUGUUAUGGGAGUUAAAGAGCUUUUGACAUACAAAUUUAGUUAUAUAAAUUUAGUUAGUCAAUUGGGGUCUGGAUGGAUUUUUGAUAAUCAAUGUCAUGGAAGUUAGAGGGCUUUUGACAUACAAAUUUUGUCCCGUCUCUUAAAUUGAGUAAAUCUUUCUGUGUGCUUCUUGAGGAUCUUUAGAACAAUCUAUUUAUUGCCUUUUCAAUUAUGGUCUA